AAUGAAUACGUUUAAAAUAAAGCUGCUAUUUUCUUUAGCAAUGAAGCCAGUGAUCAUCUUACAACCAAUGCAAUAGUAUAUCAAAUUUAAGAAUUAAUUUAUAACAUAAAUCAAGAUAGGCUGUCCAAACGAUAACUAUCAGGAACCAUAAUCAUAACUCAUCAAGCUUGUGAAGACUGAGGCCUUGUUUUUUCUUGAUUCAGAAUGUCGGAAUUAAACCCUAUUUUGGCAGUGGUUAUUCACAGUUUUUUAUUUUUGUCGGGUUUAACAGGAAAUAUGUUUAUUCUGAUUGUCCACUUUGUAAACUGGCGGAAGACCCGGGAGAUCAGCCCUUGUGAUGUGAUCAUCAACUGCAUUGUCAUAUCCAACAUAGCCCUCCAAGAAACAAUUCUAAUUAAUGAGGUCUGCUUCUUCAUGUUUGUGACAUUUUAUUUCCAGAAUAGGGCAGUCAAUGUCCUGGCAACGGUUAUGUCUUCAUUGGCAUUCUCCAGUCUCUGGUGUUCCACCUGUCUGUGCUUUUACUAUUGUGUGAAGAUUGUUAAUAUCGGUGGGACAUUUUUCUACAAACUCCAGGCAAGGCUUAAAGUGAUAGUACCUUGUCUGUUGGCACUAUCAAUUGUUAUGUCUUGGACAAUUGGGCUGCCCGCCUAUUGGGAUCUUUACUUAUAUAUGGCCUUAACAAAUGCCACCUUUUCUGGGAACAUCACACAUCCCAUGUCUUACAAUAUUAAGAGCAGUUGCCAUUGCCUGUUUCAGGUAUUCAUGCUGUUUUCCUCCAUUGCGUUCACUAUUGUGUUCAUUACAGCCGGGACAAUCGUCAUCUCUUUAUGCAGGCACAUGAAACGACUCAAACAAACCAGAGAAGGGUUCAGCAAUGCAAAAGUCAGUUCUCACUUGUCUGCUGCUAGGACUGUUACCUUUCUUCUUAUACUUUACUUAGCUUUUUAUGGAGCGCUUAAUGCCAUAUUCAACGAAACUACGGAAAUAGGCACCUUGAUGUUUUCUCUUUGUUUUAUAAUGAUUUCAACUUUUCCAACCACAAAUUCUAUUAUAUUAAUCACAGGAAACAGAAAAUUGUCUAACGCUAUCAAACAACUCUUUGGUUUGAAGUCCAGUACUAACUGUGCUGAAACUCAAGCAAGCCAUACAUGAAUCGAAAAAUGAACAAUCUGUUGAACGAAAAUCAAAUGUGUCAUUCGAUUUUUCAUAUGAUUGUGCCAUCAUUGUUUUGGAAAUUGCCCUGCAAAACCAAUUUUUUUCCUUCAUUUGUCUUUACCUUUCAUUUGGC
Messenger RNA from Rana temporaria (common frog), 1288 nucleotides. Its product is annotated as taste receptor type 2 member 9-like. Lineage: Eukaryota; Metazoa; Chordata; Amphibia; Anura; Ranidae. Gene Ontology annotation, biological process: detection of chemical stimulus involved in sensory perception of bitter taste; sensory perception of taste; G protein-coupled receptor signaling pathway. Gene Ontology annotation, molecular function: bitter taste receptor activity; G protein-coupled receptor activity. Bases 205 to 1152 code for a protein of 315 amino acids. Gene Ontology annotation, cellular component: membrane. The record is from RefSeq and is a predicted model, not a curated record. The transcript has a single exon.